Saccostrea cuccullata (small rock oyster) is the source of this 1977-nucleotide messenger RNA. RefSeq lists its product as uncharacterized. The transcript has a single exon. The coding region runs from base 1 to 1977 and encodes 658 amino acids. Lineage: Eukaryota; Metazoa; Mollusca; Bivalvia; Ostreida; Ostreidae. The record is from RefSeq and is a predicted model, not a curated record.
AUGAGGAGAGAUGUGAUGGAGAUUGCGGAUUUAAUGAGGAACCAAGUAAAAAAGGGUCUAAAGGGGCUUCAUGGCAUGCUAAGCGGAAGUCAGAAAGAAGGCUUUCAUUUAGAAGGAUCUGACUUUGACCUUAUGAUAUGGCCAAAAUACUACAGGGUGAUUUGGAGUUUACCUCAGACUAGGUAUUAUCAUGAAGUCGUACAAAGAUUAUUUCUUGCGGAUGUCAGUCAUAGUCCUCCAGGAUAUGCUUUACUUCAGGUAUUGAUACCCCAAGGAUAUUCAUUUUAUACCGCAGAAGAAGUUUUAAUGGCAUUGGUCAUCAUGUAUGGUAGAUAUUACAUUUCUAGUUCAAACUACAGACAGAACUGUAGUUGGCUUGACUUUAAAAAUACACGUGUUUCUUUUAUGCAUGGUCCAUGUACCAGUGGAGUGCUUUAUAACGACGAAGAAUAUGAUUAUGCCUACUGUUUUGCCUGUGACUUUUGGCCUCCAUCUGCUUUCUCUUGGAUUGACAGAUGUCACUCAUGGCCCCAACCUGCUGUUGUUUAUGAUAUAGUAAAAAGUGGAUGUCACUUUGUACCAAUUGGACAUAAACAAGGAAACCAUCCAGAUGAAGAAUGGAGAAUUUCUUUCUCUCUGGCAGAACAGAAACUUGUCUACGCGAUGAACCAUUGUCAAUUACUUGUAUAUGGACUCCUUAAAAUAUCAUUGAAAGAGGCAUUUCACAAAAUACUUGGAGAUAGUAGUAAGUUAUUGUGUUCCUAUCAUAUGAAAACAGCAAUGUUCUGGGUGCUCCAACAAAACGUAAUACCCUACUGGCAUCCACAGAAUCUCCUGGAGUGUUUCUGGGUCUGCUUUAAGCUCAUUCUCAAAUGGGUCCACGAAGGGGUCUGUCCUAACUUUUUUAUUACAGAAAACAACAUGUUUCUUCAUAAUAUCUAUGGUGAAGCACAAAAGAAUUUAUUCAAUGGGCUAUAUACACUGUAUCAGAGGGGAGUAUCAUUUCUGUUAUUCAGUCCCUUGAUUAGGCCUUACUUUGUUAAUGUCCUUCAGAAUCCUAGACACUACAUUUGUAUAGAUCAAUGCACUAGAAUGCCUGAGCUUGAGUUUGAAAUUAAACUAUUUGCUGAGGUUGAGGCAAAAGUACACUUACCUAAAUUAGACUUCAAUUCAUGUUUGGAAGUCUUAAAUAUAAUAGAACAACUCAAUUUCAAUGAUUCUUCCCUUUCUCAGUACCAAUUUUUUGCAUUAGAAAGACUUAGAAAGUGUGCCCUUCAGAUUGCUACUUUUAUAUUACACACGCACAUUAACUUUAGUGCAAUUAACAAAUUGAGGUAUAGUGCUGACAAAUUAGCCUGCAACAUGCUUAAAUUAGCUGCCAAGACUGGUUGUAUUUCUGACUUGUUGUAUCUAGGAAUGUAUUAUUACAAGACAUUCAGAUUUAAGAAAGCCUUAUCUGUUAUUAAAAUGACAAAAGUCAAGUUAGCUAGACCAUAUUUGGUGUAUAAAUUACCUGUAAAAAUAGAGAGUUAUAAUGAGAACGUAGGGGGACAGUCCUGGUCUACAAAAAUGAGAGAGGCUCGAGCAGUUGACAUGGACCUUUAUAAUGAAAUCUGUUAUAUCAAUGAAUUAUUGCCAGAACAAAGGUUUAGUUUACAAAAUAAGUCAUUGCGAUUAACAAUUGAUGUCUACACAUUUUCACACAUGCUAGAAUUCUUUUGCUAUUGCAAAAUCGAUCCAAUAAAAGCAAAAUUAGCAUUAGAUGAUCUACAAAACAUUGUAUACAAUUAUCAGGGGUUUAACCACAAAGAAUUGAGGGACAUUCACUGGCAAAUUCUUGGGAUAUGCCAACAGAUGGCAGGGGAUCUGCAGGCUGCUCUACACUCUUACCAACAAUCCCUUCAGUAUAAAUUCCAUGGUUUACAAAGAGCUACACGAAUGAGGAUACAAAGUCUACACUGUGAAGGUGGUCUAUAA